UAAAGUAAAUUACUAGAAGAAGCAUUAAGCAGAAGGAGUCAGAAGUAGCGAGCCCCUGCCCAGGUCUGACACCUAGCACUCCACAAGCUUCUCUGCGCUCCCAACCUCAACCUUGAACUCAGGAGGUGGCUGGCCACCGGUCUCUGUGUGGCAGAGGAGUAAUGCAAUGCUGUGCUGUAGAACUUGCUGGAAACCCACCCUCUACCAUGCUGAGGACCACUGUUCCUAGGGGAAGGGGGGACUCACUGGAGCCACUCUGCCACAAGUCACCUGAGGGAAACUUAGAAUUGUGUGGGCUGGUCCCUUCUUCCUUUCCUCACUGCAGGUAAUGGGAUGGAUUUGGGGUGUGAAACAGAUUUAUCACCAAUCAUGUCACAGCUUCUCAAACCUUCAGAUCAGACUGGCUCCUGCUACCCUAAUUUCCUUGUUCCAGGUCACUUUUCGUACAACACUUGCUUUAUAUCAUACACCUGCCUUUUGGAAAGAAAUGAUGUCAUCACACAGAAAUAAGCUGUUGUUGAGCUGUGGUCUGGCUUGACUGGAGUUCCCGCAAUGUCUGAGAGAUGCCAGUGGCCACAGAUGUCUUUAAUUCCAAAAACCUGGCCAUUCAGGCACAAAAGAAGAUCCUGGGAAAGAUGGUGUCCAAAUCCAUUGUCACCACUUUGAUAGAUGACACAAGCAGCGAGGUGCUGGACGAGCUCUACAGAGUGACCAGGGAGUACACCCAGAGCAAGAAGGAGGCAGAGAAGAUCAUCAAGAACCUCAUCAAGACGGUCAUCAAGCUAGCUGUCCUCCACAGGAACAACCAGUUCAGCCACGACGAGCUAGCACUGAUGGAGACAUUCAAGAAGAAGGUGCACCAGCUGGCCAUGACCGUGGUCAGCUUCCACCAGGUUGACUACACCUUUGACCGCAACGUCUUGUCCAGGCUGCUGAACGAGUGCAGAGAGCUGCUGCAUCAGGUCAUCCAGCGCCACCUCACCGCCAAGUCACACGGACGGGUCAAUAACGUCUUUGACCACUUCUCAGAUUGUGAUUUCUUGGCUGCCUUGUAUAAUCCCUUUGGAAAAUUUAAACCUCACUUGCAGAAACUUUGUGAUGGCAUCAACAAGAUGUUGGAUGAAGAGAACAUCUGAGCGUGCCAGUGAGCCCUCGACUCACCGCCACUCAUGAAGGAAGGAAGAAUUUUUUUUUAAAGAUUACGCGUAUUUCAGAAAGACUUGACCCCGUGAACUGUCACACAUUAGUGGUAGUGCCUUUAUGAAGUGUGCUGUAUUUGAAGAAAAGCAUAUUGCCAAAAAUUCUGGUUAAAAUCUUCCUCAAGUGGGGAUAGGUCAUGGGAAGAUUGUGUGGUUGUGUGCAAAUGUAGUCAUACAAAGAAAUAUAAGGGAUGCUGCAAAAUCUAAGACUAUUUUAGGGCACCUUUGUCUUGGUGGCACAUUGGGGAUUUCUAAGAUGUACAUCUAGGUGUUUUGACUCUUUUAUUCCUUGCUACCAUGCUGUGUGUAUGCAUCUCUUUAAAAGCCAGCCACUUUCUCUUGCUUCCUUGCUCCUUUUGAAACAAUUCUGUUUUCAGUUGUACCUUCCCUUGAUCCUUUUGUUAAAGAUUAUGUCAUUGACAUUCAAGAAUUAAAUUUGAAGCAGUCCAGUUAAACCCUCAGGAAGACAGAAAACUGUAUCUGCACUCAGUAUUAUGGAAAUGGCCUCUUGGACAUUGCAGUGUGAGCACAGGUUCCCAAAAAGGAGUUUAUAUGUUCAGUAGCAACAGUGAUACUAGAUUCUCAAAAGUAGUGACGUGUCACUCCUCUGAGAGGCUUCCUCGGGGCCAACUCUGACACCAUCUUGAUGGAGACCUUCAUUAUUAACAUGGAACAAAAAGUAAGAAAAGCUAGAUUGGUUUUGCUAUUGUAACAAUAAAAAGUCAUCCACAUUAAAAAAAAUCUAAACACUCUUCAUUUUAGAGAUGAACCCAUCAAAAUACUGGGGGGAUGAGCAAUAAAGGGGAGAAAGGAGACUGUUAAGCACCAGGUGAAAGCAAAUACAUUUCAGUGUUUAACAAGGUUUUUCUUUUUUCUUUUUCGGUGGGAUUGGAGUUUGAACUCAGGGCUUCGAACUUGCAAAGCAGGCACUCUACCACUUGAGCCACACCUCCAGUC
Castor canadensis (American beaver) is the source of this 2156-nucleotide messenger RNA. Lineage: Eukaryota; Metazoa; Chordata; Mammalia; Rodentia; Castoridae. The record is from RefSeq and is a predicted model, not a curated record.